Molecule: messenger RNA, 279 nt
Organism: Fukomys damarensis (Damara mole-rat)
Lineage: Eukaryota; Metazoa; Chordata; Mammalia; Rodentia; Bathyergidae
Product: small nuclear ribonucleoprotein G-like
Exons: 1
Coding region: 1-279 (92 amino acids)
Biological process (GO): spliceosomal snRNP assembly; mRNA splicing, via spliceosome
Cellular component (GO): U4 snRNP; U2 snRNP; P granule
Molecular function (GO): RNA binding
Source: RefSeq, a predicted model, not a curated record
AUGAGCAAGGCUCACCCUCCAGAGCUGAAAAAAUUUAUGGACAAGAAGUUAUCAUUGAAAUCAAAUGGCGGCAGACAUGCCCAAGGAACAUUGAGAGGAUUUGAUCCCUUUAUGAAUCUUGUGAUAGGUAAAUGUGUGAAGAUGGCAACCAGUGGGCAACAGAAUAAUAUUGGAAUGGUGGUAAUACGAGGAAAUAAUAUCAUCAUGUUGGAAGCCUUGGAACGAGUUUACAUAGUAACUGUUCAGCAGAGAAAUCAAUUCCCCUCUUCAGAGCACUAG